UAAUAACCCUACAACUCACUGAUGAGGAUACUAUCAUACUUACCAAGUACGAUGAGAUUAAUAAAAGUCCCUCAGACAUCUAUACGAUGACCACAAUGGAAUAUCCCAAUAUCACACUUCCUGAAAUGCCCAAAAUCCAAUUUCCUUCACUUGAACCAAUUUUUGAAAAGAUUGGAUUUGGUGCCGCAGGAAUAAUUAAAGGAGGUUUCGCAGCGAUAUGUCAAUCUAUAGGUGCUUUAGGUGAUGCUGGAUUAG
This is a messenger RNA of Scutellospora calospora, 255 nucleotides long. The record is from the annotation of a GenBank genome assembly. Lineage: Eukaryota; Fungi; Glomeromycota; Glomeromycetes; Diversisporales; Gigasporaceae.